AAGUUUGUAUGGAUUGCACCAUACCCACACGGCCCGCCGACGAGGUCCGGCGGCGCUCUGGACUAUAAAACUCUCAUCAUGGCGGCCGUCGAGCACCCUGCUCGCUAUCCGAAGGCGUCUCCCAGUGCCCAGCGACGACCAUGGCCGACGAAAAGCGCGUUCAAGCAGGCCAGUCGUCGCGUACCAGCGGAGAGACUCUCGCCGUAGGGGACGCUGCCUCUGUUCCGAAGGCGGAAGACUCAUUCACUCCCAUCACGAAGGACCUCGGUUUCAUUCCAAUUCCCAGAAGAUUGCGUUACGACCCAGAACGACCGGUCCAUUUUGGCCUCCUGCUGAAUGCGACGUUUGGAAUAGCAAGCACAUUCAUCGUCGCAAACUUGUAUUAUUGCCAACCGCUUUUGAUCGAAUACUCAAAGUCGUUCGGUGUCACGUAUGACGAAGUCUCAAACAUUCCAACGUUGAUACAGGCAGGAUAUGCAACCGGCAUCGUAUUCAUCUCCACCUUGGGCGACCUCGUCCGCCGCCGAGGGCUUCUCCUACUCUUGGUGUUCAUUUCCGCCUCCCUCACCAUCGGCCUCGCCGUCACGAACAGCCUGGCCGCCUUCGAAGCGAUCUGCUUCAUCAUCGGCAUGGUUAGCGUCGUCCCGCAGAUCCUCAUGCCGCUCGCCGCAGACCUCGCCCCUCCAGAACGCCGCGCCUCCGCGCUCUCCAUCGUCCUCGCCGGCCUCCUUCUCGGAGUGCUCAUCGCGCGAGUCCUUGCUGGCAUCAUCGCGCAGUUCGCGUCGUGGCGGGUGGUGUAUUACAUGGCCAUCGGUGUGCAGUACGCCGUGUGGGGCUUGCUCUACUUGAUGUUGCCUGACUACCCGGCGAAGAACGCGGGUGCGACGUACUUCGGUAUCCUGUACAGCAUGGCGAAGUUCAGCGUCACGGAGCCGCAGCUCAUCCAGGCGGCGCUCAUCAACUUGGCCUCGAGCGCGUGCUUCUCGAACUUUUGGGUAACACUCACCUUCCUGCUCGGUGGCCCGCCAUACUACUACUCAACGCUGGUCAUUGGCCUCUUCGGCCUCGUCGGCAUGUUCGGCGUAGCGAUGGCCCCCUUGGUUGGGCGCGUCAUCGACGGGCUGGUCCCCUGGUUCGCAGGCGUGGUCGCGAUCCUCUGGCUGCUCGUCUUCCAGUCAAUCGGCGUGGGCGCCGACGGGAUCAACAUCGCCGCGGUCGUGUUCGUCUGCAUCGGGCUCGACGUCUUCCGGCAGAUGGUCCAGGUCUCGCUGACGAGCUCCGUCUUCGGGCUCGACGCCUCCGCGCGCUCGCGCCUGAACGCGGUUCUUCUUCUCUCGCUGUUCAUGGGCCAGGUGAUGGGUACGUCUGUCGGCACACAGGUGUUCGUGAAGUACGGGUGGCGUCCCGCAGCGGCGCUCUCCCUUGCGUGGACGGGCUUCAUGCUGUUCAUGAUGCUCCUCCGCGGCCCGCACGUCAAGAGGUACACGUGGUUCGGAUACGAGGGCGGGAUCGAGGCGCGGAAGAGCAAGCUGGCGGAGCGGGAGAGGCAGCGUGAAGCAGACGCGGAGGCGGCUGUGGCAGCUAAUGAGCUUGGGAGCGCAGACGUCGAGGAGACGUCGGAUAGCAAGGAAACGAGAGGGGCGACAGCGAAGAGCGAGAAGCAGGCGAUCGUAGACGAGGAGAGGGGUGCGGCGCCCGUAGACUCGUUGCCUAGAGCAGGCGCGUAGUCUGCGAGACAUUCAAUCCACCAUAGAUUGCUUAGACCCCCACGGGACGGAAACUACUGUAUCCAUAUGACAUAGACUAAUGACGAGUUGAACACGGACAAAUCAAUGGACAUGCUGCCGCAAUAUUAAUGUCUCCAACCUGCAGGCCCUUUAAGUUAUUGAAUGAUUCGCACAUGUUUAACCCAUCGAACGCGUUCCUCGAUGAUAUAAGCU
Rhodofomes roseus is the source of this 1940-nucleotide messenger RNA. RefSeq names its product major facilitator superfamily domain-containing protein. NCBI's taxonomy places the organism in Eukaryota, Fungi, Basidiomycota, Agaricomycetes, Polyporales, Fomitopsidaceae. Gene Ontology annotation, molecular function: transmembrane transporter activity. The transcript has 8 exons. Bases 141 to 1727 code for a protein of 528 amino acids. Gene Ontology annotation, biological process: transmembrane transport. The record is from RefSeq and is a predicted model, not a curated record.